Messenger RNA from Electrophorus electricus (electric eel), 3932 nucleotides. RefSeq names its product coiled-coil domain containing 80 like 1 (gene ccdc80l1). Gene Ontology annotation, biological process: extracellular matrix organization; positive regulation of cell-substrate adhesion. The record is from RefSeq and is a predicted model, not a curated record. Gene Ontology annotation, cellular component: basement membrane. Lineage: Eukaryota; Metazoa; Chordata; Actinopteri; Gymnotiformes; Gymnotidae.
UCGUUCCUGACGCGUGGACCUUACGGGGCGACGGUCUCGCUUGUCGCGCUCAGACAGGAGCAGACACGGCGCUAUGCAGCGUGGGGAGGAGGUCGCGUCCCUGCUCGGCCAUCGGGGCGAGUUCAUUACUCAGGUUGAGUUCUCACCGCGAAGAAAGUCCGAAAUUUUCCUUUGGCAGUCCAAGAUUUCGCUACAUCGGAAAGCAACGAAACACGCGAAAGACUGUUCACUUUUUUUGGCCGAGUUGGCAUAAACGUUAAGUAUCUUCGCCAAGUGAACUUUUACAAAUUAGGACCUUAAUAGUUUUGUGUUUGUUACCAACCAAUUAACCUUUUAACGAUUGACGUUUACGAACUUUUUCCUUCUAGGCCAAAAAUUUAGAAAAUUAGUUUGGAUCAUUAUUCUCUGUUGAAGCUGCGUAAUUGGAUUUUACCUUAAAAUAGGCAAAUAAUUUCACUACAUCCGAUGCUUUAAUACUGGAUUUCUGACACUGGAUUUUCUUCCCAGGACUUUUACUGAAAUGAAGCUCUUUCAGUCACAUGUGGUUUUUUGGGUUCUGGUAUGGGCAUCGCACGCAUCAGAUUUCAAGUCGUCGGUCGGCGCGCGUCUCAGAAACACACGCAGCCAUGCGGAGUCGCAGUCAAAGACUUUAGCUGGCGGUUACGCGCCCAAUAUUGCGCAAUCCAAAGACAAGGCUGCCGUCAUCUCAGGGAGUUCUUCAUCUCAGGGAACGCUUCAGGUAGACCAAGCCAUGGAUUCCGCAGUGUCCCCUGCGAGGAGAGUUCUGACGGGGCGCAGACCGGUCGCGGCUCGGAAGCCCAGUAACGUCCCCGCUCCAGACGCGAGUCCGCUGUGGCCGCGCGCUCCGAUCUCUUCCACCCGCGUGUCCAACAGCACCAACUCCAUAAGCGUCCUGGCCGGCUUUACGGGCCGGAACCGCGUGCUGGUCAUUUCGGCGCCGGGCGAAUCGGACGGCUACUACAAGCUGAUGCUGAGCUUGCUGAAGCCGAGCGUGUACUGUGAACUGGCCGAGAGGCACGUGCAGCUGCUCCUGAUGUUCCAUGGGCAGCCGGGAGCCAGGGCCACGGUACGGCGCAUCGGCGCCCUCGGCAACGCCACGGACGAGCUGCUGGAGCCGGCCCUGGUGCCCAGGCUGACGAGAUUCCUGCACCUGGAGGAGGGCAAGUUCAGCAUGGUACUGCUCCGGAAGACCCUACAGGUGGAGGAGCGGUACCCAUACCCGGUGCGGCUGGAGGCCGUGUACGAGAUGAUGGACCACACACCCAUGCGCAGGCUGGAGAAGGCCAGGCAGAAGGGCUUUGUGGAGAGGUGUAGGGCAGCAGGAAUCGAGGGCCGGGUAGCACAGCCUGUCGGGCCAGCGCUCCAUGUGCGCUUAGCAACACAGGGGGGUGAAGGACAGGAGGGGGCGGGGCAUGUUCUGGAUCCCACCCGAGGUUCUACAAUGCAGUCCACCAUCACUGCUUCCACCAGGGUGACCACAAGAGAGACAACCACAUCUACAACCACUACAAGACCUGCAACCACAGCAGCUGCGGUCACAACCCGACUCACUGUAGCUCCUGUCUCCUCUGGCCGCUCCCCAGCCAGCCACAGUGCUCCGGUCACCCCAUUGGAACACAGCUACUCACAGACAGCAUCACCCAAGCACAAAGCCUCCAUCUCCUACACCUACCAGCCCACUAUGCAAAGCCGACAGAGGGUCAGCGUGGUAACACAGCCCCAUGUCACCACUAGCUUCAUCACCCAGCACAGAGUCAGACAAAAAGAGUGGAAGAUAUCACCUGGAUCCUCACCACCACAAACCCGCAGAUGGAGGCCUGUCAAGGACAAAUUACCCAAGGGCAAAAACACAGGCAGAGAACCGAUUGAGGAACAUGGGGAGGAGUACGAGGGAGGAAAGCCUACUGUGAAGGAACCAGAGAAGAAUCUUAAGACCACCAAAGAUCAUAAGGAACCGGAGGAGAACCUUAUGUCUGCCAAAGCAGGGAAGGCCUCACCUGGCAAAGCUGAGAGGAGGAAAAAGAUGGAGAAGCCUGAGAAGAAUGCGAAAAAGAGCAAUGUGGAGAAGAAAAAAAAAAUCCUUAAAGAGGCGGAGCCUAGUGUUCGCAACAGAAACAUGGCGAGAAAAGGAACUGGCUUCAACGGAGUUACUGUCAGACCAAUGGAAAAGUCAACUGUCCCCAAGAAAUCGCUAGAAAUAUUCUGGAGUUAUUUUGAGAAAAAAAGACGUCGUCUUCUUGUCAUCACCAGCCCCAGCGAGCACGAUGCCAUGUACGCUCAUCAAAGGAACGAGUGCCUGGCGCAGGUCUGUGACAUGGCCCUGCGCAAAAUCUCCAUCAUUAGCAUCUUCGGCCCCCUGGCCAACAGCACCGUGAAGAUAGACCAUUACCAGAUGGAGCAAGACCAGCCUGUGCAAGUUCUGAGCACCAGCGAACUCAUCAACCAGGAACUCAUCACAGCCUUCCGGAAGGAACUCGGAAUGCUCUCCAACGACUUCUAUAUGGUGCUGACGGACUUUAACAUGAAAGUGAAGCAAGAGUAUGAGGUUCCUAUCAUGAUGAAGGCAGUGUUCGACUACAUCGACACUUUCUCCUCACGCCUCAGAGAGAUGGAGCUGCAACGGAAGCUUGAAAUCGCGUGCAAGAAAGAAGACAAAUCCAGACCGCUAGAGAACUUCCUGUCUAGGUUUCGCUGGAGGCGGAGACUCCUUGUUAUCUCCACCCCUGACCGUGAUGACUGGGCCUAUCAACAACAGCUUCAUGCCCUGAGUUCUCACGCCUGCAAUCUCGGUGUCCGUCACAUGUCCGUAGUGAAGCUAGUGGGGAGGACCGAGGAGGACAUGAUUGGAGUCUUGGAGCUCUACCCAAUCAACGGAAGUGCAGGCAUGGAACGGGAGGACCUAACUUCCUCUCUGGUGCGUGACAUCCGCAACUACUUCCAGGUCAGCGUGGAAUACUUCUCCAUGCUGCUGGUAGGCAAAGAUGGCAACGUGAAGUCCUGGUACCCAUCGCCUGUGUGGUCUAUGGCCAUCAUCUAUGACCUGAUCGAUACCAUGCAGCUCCGGAAGCAGGAGAUGGCCAUCCAGCUCUCUCUCGGCAUGGGCUGCCCCGAGAAUGACUACGACCAGCACAAUGGUCACCAUGACGGCUACGGUUACUAAGGGUUACUUAGGGUUGCUAAGGGUGGGGUUAUGAGAAAGCACCUGUUACUGAUCUGAGUGCCAUGGAGUUGUCUUCUUGUACAAACUUUUGUUUGGAACAAUUGGUAAAGCAACAAUAACAAUAACAACAACAAACAGCUGUGGUUUCUGGUUAAACCAAAUUAUCAAGGUAGUUCUUGCCAUUAAAUAUUGAUAGCAGUAUUAUCAUUUAGCCUGCAGUAUUGUUUAGUCUGUAGUAUUGUUUAGCCUGUGUUGUUGUUUAGCCUGUAGUAUCGUUUACACUGUAGUAUUGUUUAGGCUUUUAGGCUGUAGUAUCGUUUAGCCUGUAGUAUCUUUUGGCCUGUAGUAUCGUUUAGGCUUUUAGCCUGUAGUAUCAUUUAGGCUUUUAGCCUGUAGUAUCAUUUAGGCUUUUAGCCUGUAGUAUUGUUUAGGCUGUAGUAUCGUUUAGGCUGUGGUAUUGUUUAGGCUUUUAGGUUGUAGUAUCGUUUAGCCUGUAGUAUCGUUUAGGUUUUUAGCCUGUAGUAUCGUUUAGGCUUUUAGCCUGUAGUAUCGUUUAGCCUGUAGUAUCCUUUAGGCUUUUAGCCUGUAGUAUCCUUUAGCCUGUAGUAUCCUUUAGCCUGUAGUAUCCUUUAGCCUGUAGUAUCCUUUAGCCUGUAGUAUCGUUUAGGCUAUAGUAUCGUUUAGCCUGUAGUAUCGUUUAGGCUUUUAGCCUGUAGUAUCGUUUAGCCUGUAGUAUCCUUUAGGCUUUUAG